AUGAAGGUCUCCUUUAUCCUGCAAUCCAUCGGAACUUUCCUCCUGGCCGAGUCGAUCUUGGCCGUUCCCCUCACGCCCCGCGCGGAAGCCAUGACAACUCGCGACUCGAACAAAUUCCUUGUCGGCCGUGCGGAUGCGGACACUUUCUCCAUUGAGAUCCAGGCCGGAGACGACGGCAAAAAUCAGGAGGGGCCUGUCAUCAUCGCUCGCGACCCUGAUAGCUGCAUUAUUGCUCGGGACUCCAAUGGAGACGUUGUCGCCCGUAGUCCCCGCUGCAGCUAG
Aspergillus udagawae is the source of this 282-nucleotide messenger RNA. RefSeq lists its product as uncharacterized. Bases 1 to 282 code for a protein of 93 amino acids. The record is from RefSeq and is a predicted model, not a curated record. The transcript has a single exon. Lineage: Eukaryota; Fungi; Ascomycota; Eurotiomycetes; Eurotiales; Aspergillaceae.